Staurois parvus is the source of this 537-nucleotide messenger RNA. Lineage: Eukaryota; Metazoa; Chordata; Amphibia; Anura; Ranidae. The record is from the annotation of a GenBank genome assembly.
CCGGCUCCUCCCCUUCAGUCUUGCACAGGUGUACCGGCUCCUCCCCUUCAGUCUUGCACAGGUGAACCGGCUCCUCCCCUUCAGUCUUGCACAGGUGAACCGGCUCCUCCCCUUCAGUCUUGCACAGGUGAACCGGCUCCUCCCCUUCAGUCUUGCACAGGUGAACCGGCUCCUCCCCUUCAGUCUUGCACAGGUGUACCGGCUCCUCCCCUUCAGUCUUGCACAGGUGUACCGGCUCCUCCCCUUCAGUCUUGCACAGGUGUACCGGCUCCUCCCCUUCAGUCUUGCACAGGUGUACCGGCUCCUCCCCUUCAGUCUUGCACAGGUGAACCGGCUCCUCCCCUUCAGUCUUCCACAGGUGUACCGGCUCCUCCCCUUCAGUCUUCCACAGGUGUACCGGCUCCUCCCCUUCAGUCUUCCACAGGUGUACCGGCUCCUCCCCUUCAGUCUUGCACAGGUUUACCGGCUCCUCCCCUUCAGUCUUCCACAGGUGUACCGGCUCCUCCCCUUCAGUCUUCCCAGGUGUACCGGCUCCUC